AUGGCAGCAGACGACAACGACGAGUUUCAGGUGGUGCACACGCGGCGGCGGCGGCGGCGCCAGCCACAGCGGGUGCAACCACACCAGGCUGAGCCGAGCACCGUCCAACCGCCAGGCGUGGCUGCUGCGGUGCAGUCGACCCCUCUUGCUGCACACCGCCAAAGUGAUGGGAGUGACCCGCCACCGUCGGCAGAUGAGCUGCAGCGUCUGCGCGCGCGCCUCGCUCAAGAUCGCGCUGUCUGCCUCUGCCUGGGCAAUUUUGCCACUUCGCGCACGGGACGACGACAGCUGGCCUUUUUCCUCGCGCUCAUACAAGAUCUGGGCCUUGCGCCCAAGAACGUCUUUGUGUAUGAUCCCUGCUUCUCAUGCCUAGAGCAAACCUUCCUCGCAGCGCAAGGCUUGGUAGUGGCCAGUCCCUCGCCGGACACCCUUCCCACCCGUGCCCUCUUCUUCCUCCCCCAUUGUGAGGGCAAACUGUACAACGAGCUGCUGGGGGCGUAUGAUGUCGGCCUACCACAUCAGCUGUGGCUCAUCAACGACAUUCGGCUGUAUCACGAGCGUCUGCUGAACCAGCUUCCGGCGCAGUACGCGCACAUUGCCCGUUGGUGGCCCCAGGCAACAGUGCGUCUGCUUCCUCUCGACGCAGACCUGGAAACCGCACUCUACGCUCUUGGAUUUCACACCUUUGCCCCUGCUGCGUCCUCUGGCCCGCUGAGCGAGCCAGCGGCAUGA
Messenger RNA from Monosiga brevicollis MX1, 732 nucleotides. RefSeq lists its product as uncharacterized. Lineage: Eukaryota; Choanoflagellata; Craspedida; Salpingoecidae. Gene Ontology annotation, cellular component: cytoplasm; nucleus. The transcript has 2 exons. The record is from RefSeq and is a predicted model, not a curated record. Bases 1 to 732 code for a protein of 243 amino acids. Gene Ontology annotation, biological process: microtubule-based process.